This is a messenger RNA of Dermacentor silvarum, 1051 nucleotides long. Its product is annotated as homologous-pairing protein 2 homolog. Gene Ontology annotation, cellular component: condensed nuclear chromosome; DNA recombinase auxiliary factor complex. Gene Ontology annotation, molecular function: double-stranded DNA binding; recombinase activator activity. Lineage: Eukaryota; Metazoa; Arthropoda; Arachnida; Ixodida; Ixodidae. Gene Ontology annotation, biological process: meiotic joint molecule formation; homologous chromosome pairing at meiosis; meiotic strand invasion involved in reciprocal meiotic recombination. Bases 306 to 941 code for a protein of 211 amino acids. The transcript has a single exon. The record is from RefSeq and is a predicted model, not a curated record.
UGAAACUAGAGAGCAGACUGUCGUUUCCGGUGGCUUGCAGGCGCAUGUUUUCGCGCCUUUCAAAGUUGACUUGCCCGCUCCAGCUUUAUUCUAUGGCUGCAGUGUGUAGUGCACUUUCGUAACUACGUAGUGUAGACGUGUGCGCGAGUUCUGCCGCUGCCAGCUGUUUCCUGCGCCGUUUAAAAUGCUCUACGCCAAAAUCAACUGACCGGCUCACGGACGCAACAACUCCCACGGCGUCGCACGACGGCGAGGUACGCUGGACGAUUGUUUCGGUCACAGUUUCGUUUUAUCUGCAGCUCGCAAUGAGCAAGUCUAAGGAAGCGGCGGUCGAAAAGGCAAUUCUCGACUACGUCAAAGCUCAGAACCGGCCCUACAGCUCCAACGACAUCUUUAACAACCUCCAUAAAGAGCAUGGAAAGACUGCCGUAGUGCGGGCGCUGGAGCAACUCGCGCAGGACGACAAGAUCAAAGAGAAGACUUACGGAAAGCAGAAGAUAUACUUCGCCAACCAGGAUGAAUUCCCCGACGUUGCAGAGGCCGAGCUGUCCGCUAUGGACCAAGAGAUCAGCGACCUAAACGCUAAGCAUCAAGAGCUGACGAGACAGCUGCAGUCCCGGGAGUCGCAGCUCAGUGCAUUGAGUCAGAGCUUGACUACGGAACAACUCAACGAAAAGAUCGCGUCCACCUUAGCAGAGCAAGACAGGCUGAAAGCGAGACUAGAUAAGCUUACCUCCAAUACGAACUUCGUCGAGCCGGAAGUGAAGGACCGCAUUCUCAAAGACAACGAGAAGUUUGUGAAGGAAUGGCGUAAGAGAAAGCGCUUGGCAAAUGACAUGAUUGAUGCCAUUCUUGAAGGCUAUCCUAAGGGGAAGAAAGCCCUCAUCGAAGAAACUGGCGUCGAGACAGACGAGGACGUCAAUGUGUCUAUGCCAAAGUAGGGGAGAGAAACGUGCGGUGUUUGAGAUGUUUUAAAGUUGUUUCCUUCAAUAUUUAUUUUAUGUUGGCGUUCGACAAAGUUUUGAAUUAAAGACACAAGCCGUGGUCACAA